Messenger RNA from Biomphalaria glabrata, 1943 nucleotides. Its product is annotated as TBC1 domain family member 20-like. Gene Ontology annotation, cellular component: endoplasmic reticulum membrane. Lineage: Eukaryota; Metazoa; Mollusca; Gastropoda; Planorbidae. The transcript has 10 exons. Gene Ontology annotation, biological process: positive regulation of GTPase activity; endoplasmic reticulum to Golgi vesicle-mediated transport. The record is from RefSeq and is a predicted model, not a curated record. Bases 96 to 1661 code for a protein of 521 amino acids. Gene Ontology annotation, molecular function: GTPase activator activity.
GGUAAACGCUUCCGGUUUUACUUUUCUGAUUACAAACCUAAAGAGAUUUCUAAACAAAUCGUAGGCUACGUGUCAUGGAAUCCUCUUAACAUGCUAUGGACAAAAAAGAAGUCACUAUUUGUGAUAAGGAUAUAAAUAUUCUUGAUGACCCUGAGCAUAGCAUAUUGGAAGAUAAACUUUUCUCAGAUAUUGAAGACAUUGACCCUUAUCAGAGCGUCGACUUAGUGGAGCGUGUGGUAGCUCACAAAAAUGAUUUCCAGAAAGUCGAGGUUGUUGAGCAAUCCGCGGAGCUGUUUCCUGAUACAGCAUCGGAUAGCAGCGAUGGGAGUGAAGCGUUAGAGAAUGAAAAAAACAUUUCAGAAUCCUCCGUGCCUAACGCCAAGCAAGAAAGUGUUACAGAAAACAAUGUGACUGUGAGUGGUGGAAACAGCGCACAAGCAAAACCAAUGCUGCAAAGUAGUUCCACUAUUGAAGGAUGUGUUCUGAGGCAUAGGCUGGACCCUGAGCCCCCGAGGUCUGUCUUGGAUAAUGAUGGUGUGGUGCAGCACCAAGAAGAUGAUGCAGUCCCAAAGGGUUUGAAAGAAAAAAAUAAAAUACGAUUGAUACGUAAAACCUUAGAUAGCAAGCCAGUUGAUGUCGCUGCCCUGAGAAAUUUGGCCAUCAGCCCGGGAGGACUUAUCAAUACAGAGAUGAGGCAGCGUGUGUGGCCCCUACUACUAAAUGUCAACACUAAAAACAUCACUCCCAAACCAUCACACGAAGAAAUGUUGGCCAUGUCCAAGACCUAUACUCAGGUUGUGAUGGACGUUAAUAGGUCAAGCAGCAGAUUUCCACCUGGUAUUGAUGACCAUGUUCGAAUGUCCAUGAAGGACAAACUGGUUGACUUGAUCAUGCGUGUGAUGCUCAAGAACAAACAGUUGAAGUAUUAUCAGGGCUUUCAUGAUGUGUGUAUAACAUUUCUCCUUGUUAUGGAUGAGGAUCUGGCUUUUGCCAUGGUGGACAGACUAGCUCUCGGGAACAUGAGGGAAUACUUAGACGAAACUAUGGAGAGGACGUCCUUGUUAUUGAACUAUAUUUACCCAUUGGUCAACAAGUGUAAUCCUGAGCUGUGCCAACACAUGGAAAGAAAUGAUUUAGGCACAAUAUUUGCAUUGUCCUGGGUGAUCACCUGGUUCAGCCAUGUUCUUGGUGACAUUAAAAGAAUUGUUCGUGUCUUUGACUUUUUCUUAGCCUCGCACAGAUUAAUGCCAGUUUAUUUAUCAGCAGCAUUUGUUUUAUACAGAGAGCAGGACAUCUACGCGGCAGGCGAUGAGAUGGGAUACAUUCACAAAUGUCUUUCAACAAUCCCUUCAGACCUGCCCUUGGAGUCUCUUUUGGAAAGGGCUGGUGACCUUUACCUUCAGUAUCCCCCCAUAGAAAUCAGCCAGGACCCGAUGCUGAUAAGAAUGAACAGGCAAGUGUAUGAGCACUUCAACAGGAUCGACAGUCGCAAUGCUUCCCGUCGGCUGGCCCAGCAGUCCAGCGACAUACGCAGUAGGAUGUUUGUCAAGUUCACCAUGUGGACGGUGACAGCCGUGGUGGGCGUGGCUGCAGCGGUCCUCUACCAUGCAUACAGGGGCCAGGAGUGGGCCGCGGUGGAUAUAUGGAGCCCCUUCUCUUAGCGAUCUGUAAAAGCAUGAUAGUUGAGUGUAGCGCUAAGUGUGAGUGUAGUAAUACAAGCGUGAGUGCAGUAAUACAAGUUUGAGUGCCAUAAUACAAGUUGGAGUGCAGCACCACAAGUGUGAGUGUGGUAAUACAAGCGUGAGUGCAGUAAUACAAGCUUGAGUGCAGUAAUAUGAGUGCAUCUUUGCAUGCAUGUGCGAUGAAAAAAAGUUCAUAUUUAAUCAAACUUGUGAUAAUUUUGUUCUAUUUAUAUCAUUCUAGUACUUGAGCUCCCCCCCCCC